Molecule: messenger RNA, 1270 nt
Organism: Halichondria panicea
Lineage: Eukaryota; Metazoa; Porifera; Demospongiae; Suberitida; Halichondriidae
Product: cysteine and histidine-rich domain-containing protein 1-like
Exons: 11
Coding region: 131-1147 (338 amino acids)
Source: RefSeq, a predicted model, not a curated record
GGCCUGGGCUUUUGUUGUAACCUUUGACCUGGCAAUGUUUCUAAAGCUAAGCUAGCUAGCUAGCUAUCAUAUACUGGGUUAACCAUAUACUGUGCACUGAAGCUGGUACGUACAAGUACAAGGUGUGGGAAUGGACAACAAUGAGUUGAUACAGUGCUACAAUAAAGGCUGUGGCCAAAAGUUCAAGGAGGAAGAAAACAAUGAUGAGGUAUGCAAGUACCAUCCCGGUGUGCCAGUGUUCCACGAUGCACUAAAGGGGUGGUCUUGCUGCAAGAAGAGGAGCACUGACUUCACUGAUUUUUUGCACAUUCCAGGUUGCACUACUGGGCCCCACAAUCCAGUGAAGCCUCCGGAAGCUGAAAAAUCGGCCAUUGCUCCACUCAAGGAGGGAGAGUCUAUUAUUGUGAAGGGACCUCCUCCUCCGCGGGCUAGACAGAAACUGAUUGAGGCCAGACCAGCGGAUGAUGAGCCUAUGGUGAAACUGAAGACAAAGGUCACCUCAUCGCUGUCCUCACUACUGACCAGACUGGCCAGGCAGGCUACUGUGGAGGUGACAAAGAAUGACAAGGAGAACACCUCUAAAGAGUCAUGUGACAUGGAGACAGUCGAUAUAGGAACCAAUUGCAAAAACAACGGAUGUGGCGCAGUGUAUGUGGGGGUAGAGAGUUCCAUCUCACGGUGUCAGCACCACCCCGGAGUGGCCAUCUUCCAUGAUGGCUACAAGUUCUGGAGUUGCUGUCAGCGUCGGACGUCAGACUUCAAUGAGUUCCAGCGACAGGUGGGCUGUGCCACUGGGGACCACCUCUGGAUAAAGCCCUAUGCAAAGGCCCAGGCCUGUCGCUAUGACUGGUAUCAGAUGGGAUCAUUUGUGGUCGUCUCUCUGUUUGCCAAGGCCUGUCUACCGGAACAGUGCUCGUUUGAAGCUAACCCCACUACGUUGAAGUUGUGUUUGGAGUAUGAGAAUGGCAACCAUUGCUAUGAAGACACCAUCAAGCUGCACGGGGUCAUUGACCCGGACAAGAGCUCUGUGGAGCUGAUGGGCAGUAAGGUAGACCUCAAACUGAGAAAGGCCGAUCUCUUUAGCUGGACUUCACUGAAGUUCAGGGAUGCAGCUGAAACCAAAGACACUAAACAGGUGUCCAGCUAGGCUAUAAUUAUGUACUGUGCAAUCAAAGUCAUAAACGUUAUACAGACUUACUACAUUUUGGUUAGCUUUACUCUCUCUACUAUUUAUUUCUUUGUGUACUGGAUACUGUACUUUACUUGUUAA